Messenger RNA from Megalops cyprinoides (Indo-Pacific tarpon), 2788 nucleotides. RefSeq names its product sodium-dependent neutral amino acid transporter B(0)AT2-like. Gene Ontology annotation, cellular component: membrane. The transcript has 12 exons. NCBI's taxonomy places the organism in Eukaryota, Metazoa, Chordata, Actinopteri, Elopiformes, Megalopidae. The record is from RefSeq and is a predicted model, not a curated record. Gene Ontology annotation, biological process: sodium ion transmembrane transport. The coding region runs from base 450 to 2522 and encodes 690 amino acids.
GGUUUCAAAACGUGGCUGAUAAUUUUAAUAUUAUGUAUAUAUACAUAGCUUAAUUAAUUACAACAGUUAGAAUAGGAGACACGUUUACGGAAAGCCUAAAGUAUUCUAGUAAGCUGACUAGAUAGCGAGCUUGCUAGGUUUGUUGAUGUCAAAAUUUCGGGUUUCGGGUUUACUAUUGACAACGCUAGCGUACUACCCGCCAGCUACUGAGCUAGUUAAUUUUAACCAUUUUGCUUGGUAGCUCGCUAUAUCUAGCAAGCUAGCUUACUGGUUUGGUAACUGUACAUGUGCAAUAUGAAAAUUUCCACGACGGUAACUAAUUACUUGGAAGUGUGACUGAAAUUGUAGUUGGAGCAAAUACUUAUAUGUGUGUCAAAGUGUGUCGUUUUUAAACGUAAAGAGGGUUUUGAAUGAGAUAGCUACAACGUGGACAUCGUAGCAUCACUGAGAUGGAGAAGGCCCCCUUGCCCACUGAUGAGAAUGGGACAAGUAUGACAGACGAGCAGUCUGAGGUCCAGCUGCUGGAGGUGAACGGAGACGUGAGCCCAGGAGGAGGUGGAGCCGCGGACCUCUCCCGCGAUGCCUGGAGUAGCAAAGUGCAGUAUCUCUUAGCUCAAGUGGGAUUCAGCGUUGGCCUUGGGAACGUGUGGAGAUUUCCCUACCUCUGUCAUCAGAAUGGAGGAGGGGCCUUUCUCCUUCUGUAUGUGCUUCUCUUGGUGGUGGUUGGGAUUCCACUCUUCUUCCUGGAGUUGGCAGCGGGACAGUGUAUCCGACAGGGCAGCAUCGGGGUGUGGAAGCACAUCUCUCCCAAACUGGCAGGGAUUGGAUACUCCAGCUGUGUGGUGUGUUUCUUUGUAGCUCUUUACUACAAUGUCAUCAUUGGGUGGAGCCUCUUCUACCUGGGUAGUUCCUUCCAGUACCCGCUGCCCUGGCAGCAGUGUCCUCAGCUGAGCAACAAUAAGACGGUAAAGGAAUGUGAGGAUAGUUCUCCAACCACGUACUUCUGGUUCCGCAAAGCCCUAGACAUCACAGACUCCAUUGAUGAGACUGGGGAGUUCAAUAAACUCAUGAUUGCCUGUCUGCUGGCAGCCUGGGCCAUUGUCUGUCUUGCCAUGAUCAAAGGCAUCAAGUCGUCUGGGAAGGUGAUGUAUUUCUCCUCACUCUUCCCCUACGUGGUGCUGUUGUGUUUCCUCAUCAGAGGAAUGCUGCUGGAUGGAGCGUCAGAAGGUAUCACCUACAUGUUCUACCCAAAGCUGAGCAUCUGGGGGGAGGUGCAGGUGUGGCGUCAGGCAGCCACACAGGUUUUCUUUGCCCUGGGGCUGGGUUUUGGCUCCAUCAUUGCGUACUCCUCCUAUAACCCUCCCACCAACAACUGCCACCGUGAUGCGCUCAUGGUCUCCUUCAUCAACUUUUUCACCUCUGUACUGGCUUCCCUGGUCGUGUUUGCUGUUCUGGGCUUUCGAGCCAAGACUAUCGCCAUGGACUGCGUGAGCCGCAAUUUGGUGCUCCUGUCUUCCACAAACGUGAUGGCUCCAUUUAAUGUGUCUGAUCCCAGCUCAGUGUCCCUUCAGGAGUACAGACAGUGGUUUCAGCACCAUGGGAGUAAAAUAACAGAGAAAAACAUCACUGACUGCAGUCUGGAGGCAGAGAUGAACAAGGGAGUGCAAGGGACAGGCCUGGCCUUCAUCGCCUUCACGGAGGCCAUGUCUCUGUUCCCUGCCAGUCCCUUCUGGUCGACACUCUUCUUCCUCAUGCUGCUCAACCUGGGCCUUAGCACCAUGUUCGGCACCAUGCAGGGAAUCCUUACUCCACUCAUCGACAACUUCAAAACUCUAUCCCGCCACAAGACCCUGCUCACAGUGUGCAGCUGUGCUGUGGGCUUCGUGAUCGGGCUGGUGUUCACCCAGCGCUGCGGGAACUACUUUGUGACCAUGUUCGACGAUUACUCUGCCACCCUGCCGCUCAUCAUUGUUGUCAUCUUUGAGACUUUCAGCGUAUCCUGGGUGUAUGGGGCUGACCGCUUCCUGGAUGAUAUAAAGACCAUGUUACAGUGGCGCCCCCCGGUGUUGUAUAAGUAUCUGUGGCAGUAUGUCUGCCUUCUGGCCAUGAUUGGGCUACUGGGAUCCAGCUUACUGCGCAUGUUCUUCAAGCGUCCCACUUAUACUGCCUGGAACCAAAGUACGGCCUCAGAGAUGAAUCUGGAGUAUCCUGACUGGGCACUGGCUGUUCUGUCAGUGCUUAUUGUGAUUGCCACUCUGCCAGUCCCCAUAGGCUACAUUCACUCUCUUCUGAAGACCAGAAUGGGCAGAGGAUUAGAGCGAGGGAAUGAGCAGGAUGUGGAGAGAGAGCAAUACACCAAGUGCAACUCUGAUGAUCCAGAGUUUACCCCUGCACUAACCCCAUUGGAGGAAGAUGAUGGAGAAGAUGGCACUUGCAGCAAUUCUGUCCUUCCAUUGGGUGCAGACAAUUACCAACCCCUCCCCCAGGAAGCAGAAGAUGGCGAAGAUACUACUGGGGUAUGAGAGAGUGAAAGAGGCAGUUGGAAAAUGGAAGCGUAAAAUUUUAUUUUUGAGAUAAGGACAGAUCAGUUGAACUGUAGUAGAUGGGUGGGACAGAAAUGUGCAAGUACAUUUAUAUGUACAUACACACAAGAAGCAUAAAAUGAGCGAUUCCAUAUUUGAUGAGUAUAAAAACAUUUCAUUUUCUGUAUUAGUUGUCUACAAGAUGGAAACACAACUACAGCCAUGUAUUUUUACAUGACUUGUUUAGUAUAUAAAACCAAGCUGUA